This is a messenger RNA of Thamnophis sirtalis, 1641 nucleotides long. RefSeq names its product caspase-3. NCBI's taxonomy places the organism in Eukaryota, Metazoa, Chordata, Lepidosauria, Squamata, Natricidae. Gene Ontology annotation, molecular function: cysteine-type endopeptidase activity. The record is from RefSeq and is a predicted model, not a curated record. Gene Ontology annotation, biological process: proteolysis.
UCCAACCUCAGGAGCUUCCGCAGCAUGGCUCGCCCCAAAAGGAACAGAGCUGUGAUCAUUGUCAAUUAUCAGUUCUUUCAAGCCGAAGAAGAACUUAACCGAAGAGAGGGGGCCAAAAAGGAAGCAGACAAGCUUUUUAAAGCCCUUUCCAAGUGCAAUUAUGAUGUGAAAUUGUUUUGGGAUUUGACAGCCGAAGAAAUAGAAGCCGUGUAUGAGCAAGAAAGCCAGGCACUACAUGGGAAAUAUUUUGUGAGCAUCCUCUCAAGCCACGGAGAAGAAGGCAGCAUAAUGGAUAGCCGAGGACAAGCAUUAAAGCUAACUCGCAUUUAUAAGAUCUUAUCUCCUGAAAGGUGUCCACAUUUGGCAGCAACGCCUAAAAUCUUCUUCAUACAGGCAUGCCGCGGAGAGAGAUUUGAUGAUGGCAUCCAAGUAGAAACAGAUAGCAGUGCACCAGAGGAAGACUAUUUCUCACAUUACCUGUCUAUUCCCGAAAAUACUGCUGUCAUGUUUUCUUGCUGCCCAGGCUAUGUUUCCUUCAGCAAUCAGUUGGAAUCGAUGUUUCUCAAAGCAUUACUGGACGUGCUAGAAGGAGAGAAAAGAAAACUGAAAGUCACCACACUCAUGACUUGGAUUAACUGGAAGGUUGCGUUUCUUUGUCAAGCAAAAGGAAGUAAAUAUAAGGGCAAAAAAGAGAUGCCCUGCUUUGUCACAAACAUGGUGGAGGAGGUUUACCCUUUUAAAGAAGACAGGGAAUACUCGGAUUAACCAGAUCACUCCAAACCUACAGAUACAACUCAGUCGUCGGUUCAUAAGGCAGUUUGAUUUUUCACUUGCUGCAUUUUGAUCCAGCCAAUUAUAAUUCAUUCAAGUAGUCAGUUACAGAACCCCUUAAUGUAUUGUUGUCUGAACGUGUCCAUGCAUACCACGCUAGGAGAGAAACAGGAUGGGGAUACUUAAAAAAAGAAAUGGUUUAAGGAAUGCUCACCCUUACGGGAAAUAAAAAUAUGAGUCAUAAUAGUGGCAUGGAUAUUAUACAACCCUUUGCCUUUGAAGGAGAAAAGUGGAGUGGUGGUGGUGGUGUGUAUGCAACUGCUUAAAGACUAUGGCUUUUUUUGCCAGUCUCUGUGACAAUGCUAAGAAAAGGUGUGUUGUCAACAGAUGCUUUGUGUUCUCUCAUGCAUUCCACCCUCCCUUUGGAUCCAAUGCUUUGAGCAACACUUGUUUGCAGCAAAUGGAACAGAAUGUGUCCAUGUUGCCCACUGUUUGACUGAAGAGUGACAUGCAAAUUCUUGAAAUAAAUUAAGUAAAACAGUAAAUUGUGAAGAUCGAGAAGGGAGCUGCAUAACAUGUCAACGGGUCUCUCUCUGAAGGUACAGGUAGUGUCAGGUUACAUUUAAUAACUAACUACUCAAGAAGUUACAACGAACUUUAAGAAAGCUACUUAUGACCCGUCCUCUAAGUUAUGACUGAUGCCCCUCCGUGGUCACAUGAUCACAUUUCUGACGAGUUGUGGCGUUCCAGUUAUGAGUGUCAUUUACAUUUUUAUGGGUUUCAGCAAAAAAAAAAAACCUGCUAUUUAGGAGAAUGGAACACAAUUCACUUUAUGACUGUGGCGACUCAUUUUAUAACCAUUGUAAAAAU